Messenger RNA from Dermatophagoides farinae (American house dust mite), 4388 nucleotides. The record is from RefSeq and is a predicted model, not a curated record. Lineage: Eukaryota; Metazoa; Arthropoda; Arachnida; Sarcoptiformes; Pyroglyphidae.
GUUUUCAAUUAAAAUAAAUCAGUGAUUUAAAAAACUAAAAAAACGAAAAAAAAACAUCCAAAGUCAUGUCCAUUACGAACAAUAAUUUACAACCAACGAAACAACGUAGAAAAAGACAGCAACAAAAAUCAAAAAAAAAUUUUGUUAACAAAGUGAAAAUGGCACAUUUGAAUCUCAAAUCUCAUCAUAAUCAUACAAGACAACAACAAACAAAUUAUCGUAAUCAAUUAACGCAACAACAACAACAACAACAACAACAAUCAUCACCGCCAUCAUCACCGCCACCACAACAACAGCAAUUAUUAUCAAGACAAUUUGAAAUGCAUCUACGACAGCAGCUACAAAUGGAACAGCAACAAAUUAUGCAACAUUUACAGCUAUCAUCACAUCGUCAAUAUCUACUUAAUUCAUUUCAACCAAUUAUACAGGAAUUUAUGAAAUCAGUACCAAAUGCAUCAAAUUUUAGUCAAGAUGAAUUAUUGGAUCUCUUAUUAGCUAAUAUAACAAAUCAUGCGGCCGCUGCAGCUGCCGUUCAGCAACAUCAGCAACAACAACAACAACAACAACAACAGAAUCAACAAAAUAAAUUCAAUAUUGCUGCUGUUAAUGGUUUAGCGGCCGGAUUAUCAUCUGCAUUAUUAGCUGGAUUAGCUAAUUCACCAAAUUCUUCAGGUUCUUCAUUAACAAAUUCAUCAUCAUCAUCAUCAUCAAUAUUAACAAAUGGUAGAAAUAAUGGUGGCAUGGUCUCAACAACGACAGCAACAACAACACCAACAACAACAACCACAGCAACAACAUUUUCAAAUUCUGGUCAAUUACUUCAACAGGCAACAUCUCAACAACAAUCACAAUCUGUUUAUCCUCAACAUUAUCAGAAUUCUCAUCAUUUACCACCACCACCGCCACCACUACCACCACAACCACUAUCACAACAUUCGAUAUCAUCACCUCAACAACAACAACAACAACAACAAUCGAUUGAAUCAUUGGAACAAUUAAAUCAAGAAUUAACAGUAAUGUUAGCCAAUAGUUGUUUCGGUGGUAAUAUUGGCAAUAGUAUAAUAAAUGAUGCGGUUAUUUCCGCAGCAACGGCAGCAGCAGCAGCAGCAGCGGCAACCAAUACAAAUCAUACAAACAUGAAUGGACGUAGUAAUAGUCCAAUGUUUGUUGGUGAUUCAAAUAUCUAUACUGGAACAUUAUAUCAUCAUAGUAUGUGUAAAUGGCCCGGAUGUGAAACAUAUUGUGAUGAUUUGGCAUUGUUUUUCAAACAUAUUUCCAAUGAACAUGGCCUAGAUGAUCGUAGCACCGCUCAGGCACGUAUACAGAUGCAAGUUGUACAACAAUUAGAAUCACAAUUGAUAAAAGAACGAGAUAUAUUGAUGGCAAUGUUACAACAUCUUUAUGGUAAACAACGAGCAGCAAUGGCAGCUGUUGCCAAUAAUAACAAUAAUAAUAAUAAUAAUAAUAAUAUGGCGGCGGUGACGGCAAAAUCGACACCACCAGCAACAACAACAACAACAACAACAAUAUCAAACAAUAAUCUGAUUGAUGGUGGUGGUAGAAAUGGUGACAAUGAUGAUGAUGAUGAUGAUGAUGAUGAUGAUGAUGAUAUCAAUAUGGCUGCUGCUAAUAAUGGCAAUAUUCAUUCAAAUGAUGAUAAAAUCAAUGUGUUAACAACAUCAUCAACAUCGACAACAUCAUCUUUAUCAGAAAAUUCUUUAAGAAAUGCUGCUGCUGCUGUUGUAGCAGUGGCCAAUAACAGUACUCAUCAAAAUCAACAAUUGUCAUAUAAUAAUAAAUUAAAUAAUGAAAAUUCAUCAAUGACAACAGCCACCACUACUAGUAGUAAUAAUAAUAAUAAUAAUACAAAUCUUCAAAAUGUAUUAAAAUUUCUACAAGAACAUGAAGAAUUGAAUGCAGCAAUAAAUGUUGCAACAAAUGGUUUAGAUAAUAAUCAUAAUAAUCAACAACAACAACAACAACAACAACAAUUAUUGAAUGGUUCAUUAUUAUCAUCAUCAUCAUCAACACAUCAUCAUAAUCAUCGUUUAUCACCGGCUAUUCCAUCAAGGACUUCCACCAUUAAUAAUCAACAUCAUAAUUUGAGUUUAUCAUCACCAAAUUCACGUCAUCAUCAUUCAUCUAGUCAUACACAUUCAUUGUUUAUGAUGAAUCAUAAUCACCAUAAUAAUAAUAAUAAUAAUAAUAACAAUAAAUCACCAUCGUCGCUUGCAUCACCAAAUGGUUCAUGUAAUUCAGAAAAUUUUAUUGAUCUUACACAUAGCGUAUCAUCAUCAUCAUUAUCAUCUAAACAUCAUCGUAAUGCAUCAUCAUCAUCAUCAUCAUCAUCAUCAUUAGCGAUUCGACGAAGAAAUUCUGAUCGUCAUCAUCAAUUAAUGAUGAAUGAUUCUUCAUUAAAUCAUUCAACAACAACAACAACAACAACAAAUAAUAAUAAUCAUAUUCUUAAUCUAUCCGGUGAUAGUAGCAAUAUAACACAACAACAACAACAACAAUCAACAAAUUUAGCAAAAGAUUCAUCAAUAGCAAUGAUGAAAUUAUGUAGUCCAAAUCAUAAUAAUGGUGGUGUUGGUGGUCAAACACCUCCAAUAUUAUCAUCAACAUUGAAAUUGUCAAAUAAUCAUCAUUCAUUGAUUGAUGAUAUUGGUGGUGGUGGACAUCAAACGUUGAAUAACAGCAGCAGUAGUGGCAACAGCAACAACAACAAAUCAAGUAGCAAUAAUAAAAAUCAUAAAAAUGAUUUAUCAUCAUCAUCAUCAUCGACAACAACAACAACAUCGACAACGACGACGGCCACGACGACCACUACCACCGGAAAAACUUCAACAUCAGCAACAACGACAGCGGGAACAGGAAAUAAACAUGGAAAGGUUAAAAAAUUAUGUAAUAAACAUAAUCAUAAUAACAGCAGCAAUCACAAUAAUUAUAAUGGUGAUCUUUGUUUACCUGAAAAUACUCGUCGUCGUAUUGCUGAUCGUAAUAAUAUUGACAUCUCUGAAGAAAUAUCACGUAAUCGACAAUUUUAUCGUACAAAUGAAGUACGGCCACCAUUUACAUAUGCUUCAUUGAUUAGACAGGCCAUACAUGAAUCACCGGAUAAACAGCUUACAUUGAAUGAAAUAUACAAUUGGUUCCAGGAUACAUUUGUCUAUUUUCGUCGUAAUGCAGCCACGUGGAAGAAUGCCGUCCGUCAUAAUCUAAGUCUACAUAAAUGUUUUAUGCGUGUUGAAAAUGUUAAAGGUGCCGUUUGGACUGUAGAUGAAUUAGAAUUCUAUAAACGACGGCCACCUAAAUCGGAAAAAGGAUCUGGAAGUGAUGAAGAAUUCAAUACAUUAUGGGCAAAUGGUCAAUCUGAUCUAAUCAAUCAUCGAACAUCAUCAUCAUCAUCAUUGACCACAGCGAUUAAAAAACCAGGUGCACGUGGUCGUCCAAAACGUACAACACCAACAUCGCUAUCAUCAUCAUCAUCAUCCGCAGCAGCAACAGCAGCAGCGACAAAAACAUUGACCAAAAUUGAUGGUGGAAAAAAUUUAAUAUCCGAUUCGGUUUUGAAUCAACAUCAUCAUCAUCAUCAUCAUCCACAUCCACAUUCCGCAUCAUUUCCAUUUGGUAAUGGAAACAUUUUACAAUCAUCAACGACAUCAUCAACAUCAUCAUCAUCGGCUGCAAUUGCUGGUGCAAUGAAUUCAUUAUCAUCAUCAACUAAUAAUUCAAUGAUGCCAAAUAUUAAUAAUUUAACUGGUUCAUUAUUAAAAACUGGCUCAAUAUCAUCACCAGUAGCUGCAGCAGCAGCAGCAGCAGCAACAACAGCAUCAUCAUCAUCAUAUCAUGAUCCAGUUGCUGCAUCAGCUUUAAAUGCAUCACUUCAGGCAUUAACCGAAUCAGGUUUAUCACCAUUUUUAGCAAAUUUUCCAUUUCCAUCAACAUUAGAUCUCAUUGGUUCUACUGCAGCAGCAGCCGCAGCAGCAGCAGCAGCUUUACAUUUAAAUGAUUCACAGCCAACAAAUUCCAAUAACAAUUGUGGUUCAUUAUCAUCAUCAUCAUCAACAACAACAGCAACAGCAACAACCACACAUCAAGCAUCAAUAUCGAAUGGAAUUAUAUCGUCUUUCAAUAGUCAUGGUGGUAGCGGUCAACAUUCACCAAAUUCAUCCAUAAAUACUAUAAACAAUCGUACAACACCACCAACAACAACAACAACAACUGCUCAAUUGUCUAUGAAUCAUGUAAAUCAGGAAAAACAACGUCAACGUCGUCGUAAAUCAAAUCGGCCAUCAUUAUCAUUAUCAUCGCAUGAAGCAUCAUUCUCGGAUCUAGAUGAUGAUGAUGAUGAUGAUAUUGAUGAUAAUUUUAUUGGACAUGAUAAU